This is a messenger RNA of Pieris macdunnoughi, 636 nucleotides long. The record is from the annotation of a GenBank genome assembly. NCBI's taxonomy places the organism in Eukaryota, Metazoa, Arthropoda, Insecta, Lepidoptera, Pieridae.
AUGAAUACUAAAAAAAUGCCGAUUAUUGAACACGAUUUUAUUGAUAAAAUGACACAUCAACAAAAUGAAAAUAAAGCAACACCGCGAAGUCGAUUAGACUUAGAAAUGGAAAAAAUUAUGUCAAGCAAAUUAUUAGAUCGUGAGAAAUGGGCCCUUUACCAACAAAUUUUACAAAGAUACCUACAUUUUUUUAUGGAAGAACGUCAACCUCAAGAAAUAACAAUUACUGAAAAAACAGUAAAUGACAAAACUUACGAUGAUGGUAAAAGGAAUUUAACUGUUUAUGAAAAUGAAAAUGAAAAAUGGUUAAGUGGUGAACUACCGCCGUCGGGUAAAGACGUCUCCUUGCAAUUGACAACAAAGGACAUAUUAAAUUUGAUUCCGAAAACUUAUAUAAAGAAAGGAGAAUUAUUGAUGGAAUCCAUUCAAAAACAUAGUGAAAAAUUAAAUUGGAAUAAAAAUGGUACAGUGGUAGUUAGUGGAAAAGAAAUUCCUGGAAGUAAUAUUAUUGAUUUAGUAAAUGAUGCAUUAAAACCAUCAAAGAAAGCAGAUCCCAUCGGGUGGGAAUCAUUUUCAAAAUUUUUAAAUGAUAUAAAUAUACCACUGACAUACAUUGGUAAUCUUAUCUUAUCUUAA